Periconia digitata is the source of this 1773-nucleotide messenger RNA. The record is from the annotation of a GenBank genome assembly. NCBI's taxonomy places the organism in Eukaryota, Fungi, Ascomycota, Dothideomycetes, Pleosporales, Periconiaceae.
UUUUCGGUUUUUUUGGGUCAAGAUUUCCACCAGUCGCCUCGCUACGUAAAUAGAACCCCUAGAUGCCUCACAACCCCGCAUAAUUAACUGCCAGGCGCUACAACCAAAAGUGGUAUUUUGGACGAUCCCAUGCGCGACCGUUAAUCCAGAAGCAAUAUUUUCCCAGAAUUUCCUCCACAUGCUCUAGACCUCUUUAGCCUAAUGACUAUCAAUAUAGUGCGGAGGCGAGGCACCCUGCAUUUGAAUCAGCUAUAAUCGCAUCAAUUGAUGCAGGCUGUCCCUUGCAGGACGAAACUUGAAAUCGAAAGGAACAAUAAUCCUUAAUGAUGAGACUGCUCUGCGAUGCAUGGCAUGUGUAUAUUGGGCAGUCUCGAGUCCUUUGCAUUGUGCUGGAAUGUAUUUUUCUUGUUCGUUUGCUUGCCCGAAACUUUAUCGAUACAUGCAGUCAGAUCAGCGGUAAAGAGUCACACCACUUUAAAUGUCUUCAAUCAUUUUGAAGAUAGCGGAUUACGAAUGAAUGUUGUGUCGAACCCCUAGGUACAUACCUAGGUACUCGAGGAUGCAGUUCACUGCGCACAUGAUCAUCUCAUCACGUGAAAAUUUGCGCCUCACAAUCAAUCGAUUCGAACAUUCGAAUGUGGAACAUAUCUGGGCAGCCCACCAAACUUCGAUACCCAUAACCGAGCCCGGAGAUAUAUAUUUCAGCGCGAUACAGCAUCCACAGUUCUGAACAUCACACCAAUAGUUUAUUGACAUUGUCGCCAGAUGUCGCAAUCCAUUGUCGCCUGGACGCACAGCCGAGGUGGUUAUCCUGAUGCGUUGCAGCGCACAAAAAUCAAGCUCAACGAUGCGCCGCUCCGAUCAACCGAGGUUCUUGUUCGCGUCAAGGCGGCAGCCCUGAAUCCCGUCGAUAUCCAACUUAUGGCAUUUCCUCUGCUCGCCCGUCUCCCUAAUGCUAUCAUGCCCAAUUUCAAGGGCAUGGGCGAAGAUUUUGCCGGCAUUGUAGAGCAGGCUGGGAACGAGUCCGGCUUCAAGCCAGGCGAUGAGGUUUUUGGCCUGAUUUUCUUUUUCCCGGAUGGAUCUUUGCAGGAGAUGAUGAGGAUUGAUACGGCAAAAACGAAUGCCGUUGUGCGCAAGCCGGCGAGCUGGACCUGGGAGCAGGCGGCUGCGCUUCCUCUUGUCUGGCUGACAGCUCGCACGAUGAUGAAGAGCAUUGAAUCGUAUGUACCCAAAGGAGGCAAAGUCGCAGUUUUGGGUGGCAGCUCUUCAACUGGCAUGUAUGCCGUUCAUCUUGCGAAGCAGCGCGGUUGUAUCGUCGCUGCAACUUGUUCCUCUGCAAAGGCCGACUUCGUGCGGAGCAUGGGAGCGGACGAAAUUAUCGACUAUCGAAAUGACAGCGUUCCAGACGCAUUGAAAGCUUUCGCGCCAGAUGCAGUCCUCGACUGUGUCGGCGGCACAGAGUGUAUUGGCAUCGCACAGCGUUAUGUGACGGUCGUGGGUGACAAAACGAGCCGUACGUCGCUCGGUGGCGCGCUCACUUAUCUCUUCAACCCACAAAUGAUCCUCCGCUCGUUUCUAGGGCUAAUUGGUCUGAGCCCCUCGUAUCUUUGUAUAAACCUCGCUUUCGACCAGAAAUGGUUGGAGGAGGCUCUACUGCUGCCACCAGAAAAGAUCAUCAUUGAUAGCACAUUUAGCUUCGAUCAGGUCGUGGAGGCGUAUGAGAGGCUCAACACUGGUCGCACGAUGGGCAAGGUGGUGGUUUCCAUUGAUUAA